AUGGAAGCAGCCCACGAAUCCCAAUCUGCUGUCACUGAACAGUAUACUGUCAAGCUAAAUGCAAGUGUUGCUCUCAAGCUUGCUAGCAUCGGCCAACAAUCUCCUCAAGGUAUCACCACAGGUCCAAUUUAUGGUUUUGAUGGUGUUGAGUCAAACAUCAUUAGUGUCACUCACACUAUUGCAUUUCCAUCGUCUGCACAGUUUGGUUCCUCGAAUAAUGAUGAUUUCUUCAACUUGAGAACAUCGAAUCAGAAAUUUCAACAAGAGUAUCUGUCAAAAUUGAAGGCUUCAAAUUACACUGCCAAUCUUUUAGGCUGGUUUGUGAUUUCAUCGGGUGGUAAAUUCAUCUCACAGUCGUUAGCUGAUUCUCUUUACCAGUUACAAGAAACUUUCAGAUCAAACAAGUCAGAGAUCCCAUCUUUAUUGGUUGUUUACGACCCUCUUAAAUCUGUUGAUGGCUUUUUGAAUUUAAAAUGUUAUAAAUUAAGUGAUGCCUUCCUAAAGACUAUCCAAUCUGAUGGAAAAUUUAUUGCGAAGAAUUUAAUCGAAAACAAGUUAUCAUACAAAAACAUAAUAGAGCCGUUAGCAUUAACUAUCAAAUCCAACCACUUGACAAAUUUGAAGAUCCAAGAAUUCAAUUUAGAUGAUGCAUCUAAUGAAUUAGAUAAUCUUUCAAUUGGCCCAUCUACCUAUGAAUACAUAAAGCUAACCACUGACCAGCUCUCUGACUCAGUUCACCAAUUGAACCAUAACUUGGGUAAUUUGAACUAUUUCCAAAGAAACUUAUCAAGAGAAAUUGCAAAAAUUACAAAGUGGGAACAAAAGGUUAAGCAAGACAAUGAAGAUAAGUUAAAGGCUAAUCCAAAGGCUAAGUUAGCUAACACCGAUUGGAGAAAAGAAUUCAAGUUAAUGCCUCCAUCUUCUAAAUUCGAUUAUUUAGUUGCGUCAGGUUCUGUCAAUAACAUCUGUAACAACUUACAAGUAACUGAAAAUAUUGAAUAUGUCAAAGCAGUGGGCAUUGAUAAAUCCAUCUAA
Messenger RNA from Pichia kudriavzevii, 1035 nucleotides. RefSeq lists its product as uncharacterized. The coding region runs from base 1 to 1035 and encodes 344 amino acids. Lineage: Eukaryota; Fungi; Ascomycota; Pichiomycetes; Pichiales; Pichiaceae. The record is from RefSeq and is a predicted model, not a curated record. The transcript has a single exon.